UCUGAUGUUGGCAUCUGUCGUUUUCUGUGGAACAGGAAUCUGAGUCUUCUCUACGCUGAGUGCUCCCGUGUCCCAUCUGCUACCACACCCUGAAAUCAAAUCGGCAGCUUAGGUGAAUCAGGCACUGUACAAACAUGUCAGACUUGCCUCCACCCCUUUUUCUUCUCCCGCUUUCUCCUGCCGUCUUUCUCUCUCAAGUUUAUCGACGUGUCAGCGGAUUCCAGUGGUGGAGCAUUCUCACUUCAUCUCUGGUCACGGAGCAAUGAGGAGUCAGGGGGAUGUUUCUGGAAGAGAAGAAAAACUGGGAGCUGGAUUCCUCUGGGAAGGAGUUUGCUUCAUCUUUACUCCUAUAGCCCAGCAACACCGUCCUCCAAUCGGCUUUGCUGCAUGACAGUGGGAGAGUUUACCUCCAGACCCUUCUUUCUCCUCUCCCUUGGAACUGUCCACCACCAGCAUUGUUGCAGCAGGACUGCCAGCAUCAUGUUCCGGAAGAAGAAGAAGAAACGCCCGGAGAUCUCAGCCCCGCAGAACUUUGAGCACCGUGUCCACACCUCAUUUGACCCAAAGGAGGGCAAAUUUGUGGGCCUGCCACCUCAAUGGCAGAACAUUCUGGACACACUGAGGCGCCCCAAGCCAGUGGUAGACCCUUCAAGAAUCACAAGGAUGCAGCUCCAGCCUAUGAAGACUGUGGUGCGGGGCAGCACUGUGGAAGUGGAAGGCUACAUCUCUGGGUUGCUCAAUGACAUCCAGAAGCUUUCUGCCAUCAGCUCGAACACUCUGAGGGGCAGGAGCCCCACCAGCAGGAGGAGAGCCCAGUCGCUCGGGCUCCUGGGAGAUGAGAGACCCCCAGACAUGUACCUUCAGAGUCCUGAAGGAGACUGGGCAGACAAGUAUGGGAACUACCUCAACUGCAAUGGUGGGUCCAAGGUGGCCCGGAGGCAGACCAUGUGGCCAGAUUACAAACCCCGCCUGGAAGGGCAGUCUCAUCCCAACGGGAUGGUGACAAAAGCCCAGUCCCUGGGGCCAUCGGAGUUCCAGGGCACCGAUGGCAGCUGUCUGCAGCGCACCUCUGGGCUGCAGCACGUGCCUGCUGUGCCGGGGGAGAGCGAAAUGGCCAUGAAAAGCCCGGAGGAGGGCUGGCUUCAGCGCCAACCCAGCGCCAGGCCCUCGGGGGAGGGCAGCCCCAGCUCCAAAUCACGGGAGAACAGCCUGAAGAGGAGGCUCUUGCGCAGCGUGUUCCCCUCGUCCAGCACCUCAAACAAGCCGGGCCCUCCCCUCCAGAUCAAGCCUAAUGCUUUCUUCAAGCCCCAGCAGUGGGGUUCCCCCCACAGCCCUGCAGCCAAAGCCCAGUCUCUCCCCCCAGACCAACCUGCCUCCGAGUUCCCCAGGAUGAUCUGCGAAGCUGGGACCCCCCAGAAGUCCCCAACAGCAGAGAAGGCUGUGGCAGUGCCACCAGGCCGGCCCUCCCCAGCGGGGUCCCCCAGGAACAGGCAGACCCAGACCAGUUCCAGCAACCUCCACCUGCCCCAGGACUCUGCUGGGAAGGGGCAGCCACCCAGUGAGGACCCUGGGGUUGUGACUCACGAGCAGUUCAAAGCUGCCCUCAGGAUGGUUGUGGACCAGGGAGAUCCCAGGACACUGCUGGAGAAUUACAUCAAGAUUGGGGAAGGCUCCACAGGAAUCGUGUGCAUCGCUCGGGAGAAGCACUCGGGGCGCCAGGUGGCCGUGAAAAUGAUGGACCUGAGGAAGCAGCAGCGCCGGGAGCUCCUCUUCAAUGAGGUGGUGAUAAUGAGGGACUAUCAACAUGUCAACGUCGUGGAGAUGUACAAGAGCUACCUCGUGGGAGAGGAGCUCUGGGUGCUGAUGGAGUUCCUGCAGGGAGGAGCCCUCACAGACAUCGUGUCUCAGAUCAGGCUGAACGAGGAGCAGAUUGCCACAGUGUGUGAGUCGGUGCUGCAGGCUCUGUCCUAUCUCCACUCUCAGGGGGUCAUUCACCGAGACAUCAAGAGCGACUCCAUUCUUCUGACGUUGGAUGGCAGGGUCAAACUCUCUGAUUUUGGCUUCUGUGCUCAGAUCAGUAAAGAUGUACCUAAAAGAAAAUCCCUGGUGGGUACUCCUUAUUGGAUGGCUCCAGAAGUCAUUGCAAGGAUACCAUACACCACUGAGGUGGAUAUCUGGUCCCUGGGGAUCAUGGUGAUAGAGAUGGUAGAUGGAGAACCCCCCUACUUUAGUGAUUCUCCAGUCCAGGCAAUGAAGAGACUCCGUGACAGCCCUCCUCCCAAACUGAAAAAUUUCCACAGGACCUCUCCAGUUCUGAGAGACUUCUUGGAGAGGAUGUUGACACGAGAUCCAUUGGAAAGAGCAACAGCACAAGAACUUCUGGAUCACCCCUUUUUGCUCCAGACGGGACUUCCAGAGUGCUUGGUGCCCCUUAUCCAACAGUACAGGAAACGCACCUCCACCUGCUGACUUUAUAUGAGGGGAAACUCUAGGGAAAAGGAAUGUUUAUUCAAAAAAUAUAUAGAAAAAAUUAAGAGCCCAGGCAGUCUCAACCUGUGAAUGGUGCUUGGAACUUGCCAGUGAUUGUUUUGGAGGACAAAUGUGAAUCCUGUCCAUGCAUCCUCAGCCUCCUGUGGCUUCUUCUUUGCUGAAGACAAUCAAUACAGACUGGAUCUGAGUGAGACCAAGUCUGUCUCAAGGAUAAAGCGGGUAUUCCAUGGCUUGCGGAUCACUGCUGCCGAAGGAUGGCGUUCAAAACUGGAGUCUGAAGUUGUGUUUCCGAAUGUCUGUGGGUUUCUGCACACCCAGGCUGCUGACUACUGAGCUGGAACGAUAUUUCCCACUUAGAAAUGUGAUCUUUGUUUCCUUCAUUGUGCACUGGAGCCAUGAGCUGACUCACUUUGGGGCACAGACCCCUUUAAACUGUCAAUGCACAAAGACUUUUUUUUUUUCCUCUGAGACUUUUUCACAGAUUAUUUUAAUUUCCCUUGGUUAAAUAUGGACCUAGAAACCUGCACACACUUCCUUAGGGAGCAGAUGUGAUAUGUAUAUAUUCGUUUCUAAGUGGCUCUCUUGCAUCAACAUGCUUCUCUUUUGCUGCAGAAUGUGUAUGGUUUAGUGGUCAAUCUUGAAUCCAUUUCAUGAUUUUAAACUUUUGGAGGGGGAACCCCUUGGAUAUGGUCCUCAAAGUGGACUCUAUGAAGACCAGGUGCUCUUACCACCAGGAUCUUAUGGUUAAAAAUUCACCAUUUGCAACACCUUGUGUGCUGGUUGGAAUGUGAACAGCAUGCUCCUGUGGCUUGCUUUUCCAGUCCUUUCUCUCUGGAGAGGCUGAGAAGUGCUGCCCCGGGGCAGUUAUUGGGUAGCAUUUUGGGGAUGCUGUAGGAGACCAAAUGGAAAUAUUUGAGCUGUCCUGCAUAUCCCAGGACUGAUUUUUUGUGUUUGUGUGCUGCUGUCUGGCUAUUGGUCUGCCCUUCCCCAUCAGCCCUUUAAUCUGGAAGGUUUCUGGUUGUCUUAAACAGUUCUUUCAGUUAUUUUGACGUAGUUUUAGGUAUUUUGUAUGCUGCACUCUCUGAUCAGUGAGAUCCUCAAGGUAAUUGGCCUCUAGGUCAGGAUUAACAUUGUACAGUGAUGGUGUGUGUUGUUGUGAGGUCUCAAGAAUAUAUUUGUAGAUGUGGAGCUGGGAUCUUGUUUUGAAACUCCAGAUACCAAGAUUUUGGACUUUUAGUUAUUCUCAGGACAGUCCUGCUGUCUCAGAAACUGACCUCAGAACUGCGUUUUCUUCAGAAGAUGUUAAUAACCUCUGUCCUCUGCUAUUUGCUCCAGCUACAGAUCCUGCUUCAAAAUUGAAGCCAUGGUUGAUUACUUGAAGUAAUUUGGGAUGGAAUUCAUCUGCACUGCUGCCAACCAUCAAAGGGUGGGCACCCAGUCUGCGGAAUGUGUAGGUUGGCUCUGUAGCCCAUGGGGAGAGGAACACCCCUGGGGGAACAACUCCAGAGGUGGUUCAUCCCCUUGGUUCAGACACCUGCUGAAGGACAAAAUCGCUCUCUCUCUCCCCCAUGGCAGGUAGAGAGGUCAUAGGGGGUUUCUGUAGACUGGAUGUCUAAGUUUGGGCUGAUGGAGUUGGUUGAAAUUAAUUCAUUAAGCUCCUCCUUAGCUGCACUGGAAAAUUUUUGAUGUAAAAUGUUUCUGUAUUCCAGAUAUAUUGCUUUUUUUUAAUGCGAAAAAAGCAGGGCUUGGAAAAGAUUUAUAAUUUGAAACAAACAGUCCUGCUC
Molecule: messenger RNA, 4274 nt
Organism: Camarhynchus parvulus
Lineage: Eukaryota; Metazoa; Chordata; Aves; Passeriformes; Thraupidae
Gene: PAK6
Product: p21 (RAC1) activated kinase 6
Exons: 10
Coding region: 388-2469 (693 amino acids)
Biological process (GO): intracellular signal transduction; protein phosphorylation; regulation of MAPK cascade
Cellular component (GO): cytoplasm
Molecular function (GO): ATP binding; protein serine/threonine kinase activity
Source: RefSeq, a predicted model, not a curated record